UCGCGUCUCUCUCUCUCUUUCUCUAUUUAUUUUUCCCAAAACUCAAACCCUACCGUUAGGUUCAUUUCAUUCAUCAAUCAACCAUCAAUAGAGCAGUGUAGUAUCCACUACAGUGCUUCGUCUUCCAUCUUUCCGUUCAUCACUCCUCAUACGAUGUCGUAUCGUCCAACUGCAAACUCCAGGACCGAGGUCCGUCGCAAUCGAUACAAAGUCGCCGUCGAUGCCGAAGAAGGCCGCCGACGCCGUGAGGACACCAUGGUUGAGAUCCGCAAGAAUCGUAGGGAAGAGAGUUUGCUCAAAAAGAGACGCGAGGGUCUUCAACCUCAGCAGAUUCCUUCCUCCAUUCACUCCGUCGUAGAGAAGAAGUUGGAAAAUUUACCAUCCAUGGUUGCUGGUGUUUGGAGUGAUGAUAAUAAUUUGCAGCUUGAGUCAACAACUCAGUUUCGAAAGCUGCUUUCUAUUGAACGUACUCCACCGAUUGAGGAGGUUAUACAGACGGGUGUUGUUUCUCGUUUUGUUGAGUUUUUGAUGAGGGAGGAUUUUCCACAGUUGCAGUUUGAGGCAGCUUGGGCCUUGACAAAUAUAGCUUCUGGAACGUCUGAAAACACCAAAGUGGUAAUUGACCAUGGCGCUGUCCCAAUUUUUGUGAAGCUCCUUGCUUCUUCUAGUGACGAUGUCCGUGAACAGGCAGUUUGGGCAUUAGGAAAUGUUGCUGGGGAUUCUCCUAAAUGUCGUGAUCUUGUUCUCGGCCAGGGGGCUUUGAUUCCUCUUUUGGCACAAUUGAAUGAACAUGCCAAGCUUUCUAUGCUGAGAAAUGCUACUUGGACACUUUCAAACUUCUGCAGAGGCAAGCCACAGCCCCCUUUUGAUCAGGUUAAACCUGCACUUCCUGCCCUUGCUGGUCUUAUUCAUUCAAAUGAUGAAGAAGUCUUGACUGAUGCCUGCUGGGCACUUUCAUAUCUUUCUGACGGUACAAAUGAUAAAAUUCAAGCUGUAAUUGAAGCUGGUGUUUGUCCCCGACUUGUGGAGCUUCUACUGCACCCAUCUCCUUCAGUGUUGAUUCCUGCUCUUCGCACUGUUGGAAACAUAGUCACUGGAGAUGAUAUGCAAACUCAGGUUAUCAUCAAUCACCAGUCUCUUCCUUGCUUAUUUAAUCUGUUGACCAAUAAUUAUAAAAAAAGCAUCAAGAAGGAAGCUUGUUGGACCAUAUCAAACAUUACAGCUGGGAAUAAACAACAGAUUCAGGCUGUGAUUGAGGCCAAUAUAUUCGGUCCUUUGGUGACCCUGCUUCAAAAUGCUGAGUUUGAUAUUAAGAAAGAGGCUGCUUGGGCUAUCUCAAAUGCUACAUCUGGUGGAUCUCACGAACAAAUCAAGUACCUAGUAGAGCAAGGGUGUAUUAAGCCAUUGUGUGAUCUUCUUAUCUGUCCGGAUCCUAGAAUUGUGACAGUUUGUCUGGAAGGGCUUGAAAACAUCUUGAAGGUUGGAGAAGCUGAUAAAAAUAUUGGCAACACUGGUGACGUGAAUCUCUAUGCCCAAUUGAUUGAUGAUGCCGAGGGGUUGGAGAAAAUUGAAAACCUCCAGAGUCACGACAACACUGAGAUUUAUGAGAAGGCUGUGAAGCUUCUUGAGACAUACUGGUUGGAGGAAGAAGAUGAAACUAUGCCUCCAGGGGAUGCUUCUCAAGGAGGAUUCAACUUUGGUAGCACUGAUGUUCCUUCUGUGCCUUCUGGAGGGUUCAACUUCAAUCAGUAGAUUGUUCUCGCCUUAAUGAGGGCAAUGUCUUAUAUUUAGCCUUUUCUGGAGUUUUGGCUGGUCUAUCAUUAAAGUCCUACAGUAUACAGGACAAAGCUGGGGUCAAAUGAAUGUGUUGUUUCUGUGUUCAACAAGGUCCAACAUUGGUAAAUAGAGUGUUGCUGGAUUGGCUCGGGUAUUACAAUGCCUGUUUUUUCAUAUCUCAUGGUGACAGAUGUGUGGUGGCUUGAUAUUUUUAGCCAUCGUCGAAAAUACUAGACAUCUCUGAAGUGAUGAUUACAUAAAAUGAAUGUUCCGUAUCAUGAUUUAUUUUUUCUUCGAUAUAUGUAGUUUGGAGUUGCUUAAGUCUUAGUUAUACAAUUGUGGGUCUUUUUGGCAAAAUGCCAUAUGGUCGAGUUUUUACCGGUCCGUCCGCACCUAUGAAUUUUUUGGUCGAUGAAGUUUACCCUAGAGUGCAGCUAUUCAUUAUGUUAUCUAUAUCUAGUGUCCUUUUUUGUUGAUGAAAGUUUGUUUUGCAAUGUCCUAAAACAGGAAAUAGUAUGAUGCAAUCAUUUUGUAUUAUAUAUAGUUUCACGAAGGGCAUGUAUUUCUAUA
This is a messenger RNA of Vicia villosa (hairy vetch), 2346 nucleotides long. RefSeq names its product importin subunit alpha-2-like. Gene Ontology annotation, biological process: NLS-bearing protein import into nucleus. The record is from RefSeq and is a predicted model, not a curated record. Gene Ontology annotation, cellular component: cytoplasm; nucleus. Bases 154 to 1752 code for a protein of 532 amino acids. Lineage: Eukaryota; Viridiplantae; Streptophyta; Magnoliopsida; Fabales; Fabaceae. The transcript has 11 exons. Gene Ontology annotation, molecular function: protein binding; nuclear import signal receptor activity.